This is a messenger RNA of Drosophila suzukii, 2907 nucleotides long. The record is from RefSeq and is a predicted model, not a curated record. NCBI's taxonomy places the organism in Eukaryota, Metazoa, Arthropoda, Insecta, Diptera, Drosophilidae.
AUUUAUUUCAACUUCACACUCGUUUCGUCAAAGGUUUUCUCCCUUUUUUGGUCUCAAAUUUUAUUGUCUAUGCGAAGAAAUGUUUUUUAAGUCAAUCAGGACAUUUCGUUAGUACAUGCGAUACUGUUAGAAACUGUUUGGCUCCUGCUUCAAAAUUCCACGUUAAUUGCACGGAGCAAUCGGCUGCUUUGGCAACUAGCCCACUCACUCACCAAUCCACUACCCCUUUUCGGGAGAAGGGGUCAGCUCGCCGGCACAAGGACAUCCCCAGGAGACGGACACUGAAAGAAGGGACAGGGACUGGGAUUUAUCGACGGAGUUGAGGGAGGAGAACAGGAGCAGCAGUUAGCAGUAUGACGACACAGAGCACCACGCCGGCGGGAUUCACUGGGAACCGCAACCGCUACUACAAUCCCGUCUCGAAGAUCCAGUCGCUUAUCCACAACCUGGACGCGGAGCUGGUCCAGUUGUGCAAGCAGUGCUCCGUGCAGAAGCCACUCGCCAGCCACAAUACCAACACUGCGCUCGGAAGCCACUUUGCCUCGACCUUCGGAGCGCUGGGUGGUGGCUCCAGCUCCCUGGGAGGCGGCAGCAGCAAUCACUACCGUCCCGAGAGCAUUGGCAGCCUGCUGGCCCGCGCCCGUGUCGCUAAUCCGACUACCAGGAGCACGAUGACCACUUCUCCCUUGGCGCCGGAUGCCCAAAAGCGUCAGAUGCGCAAUGUCUACCGAACCCGUGUGAUCGACGCCUACCGCAACCGACGGAUCUUUACCGUAUACGGAAACUACCACACGGUGCGACGGGCUCUAAUGCGAAGGGGCUGGCUGGAGAAGCUGCCUGCCUCGCGGCACGCCAAGCUGCAGAGCAUGUCCGAGGACGCCCUGCUGGAGCACGCCCGCCGUGGCAACGACUACGAGGCGGUGGUCAUCUCCAAGAUGAUCAACCACUUCCCAGCCUUCUUCAUCUGGCAGGGCAAGGGCCAGCGCGACCUGUGCGCCGAGGUGAGGCCCUUUCGGAACCGGGUGCGUCGCAGCCAGUUCCUGGACUUCUCCACCAAGGUGGGUCUGGUGGGCUGCGCCGAGCAGGAGCGCUGGUAUCGCGAGGACGGCGUUUGCGGGAUGAGCUACCCGCGCUUCUAUCGCCUGGGCGGUAACAAUCUCGAGGAGCGCAUGGCCUUCAUCGAGGACUAUCAGCAGACGCAGGCCCGAUCCCUGCUGCUCUACGUGCGGGAGCACCAACCGGUUGAACUGAUCAGCGAGAAUGGAACCAUAUCCAGCACCACCCUGGACUUCGCCCUCGGGAAGGUGAAGAAGAUGGUCCGCCAUGCGGAGCACUACUCCUUGGAUGAUGCCAGGAUCAAGCCGCCGACGCCCGCUGAGAUCGUUGAGAACCAGACCUUCAUGGUUCAAUCCGCCGAUGUGCUGAAGUCCAACGCCAAGUUCAAGGUCAGCGAGAAGGUGAUGACGGAGUACGCCCGUCUAGCAGGGCUGUACCUGGACCAGAUCGAGUCCCUCCGGCCAGACUAUCGGUGGGACGGCAGCCGCAAUCUGUGGAUCCUCAAGCCCGGAUACCAGUCGCGCGGCAUCGGCAUCGUUAUCCGCAGUUCCCUCGACGAAAUCCUGCAGUGGACAUCAAAUAACCAGAAUAAGAAGUACAUUGUCCAGAAGUACAUAGAGCGGCCCUUGCUGGUCUACCGCACCAAGUUCGACAUCCGGCAGUACAUGCUGCUGAGCAUCACGGACACCAAGGUGAGCAUCUGGACGUACCGGGACUGCUACCUGCGCUUCAGCUCGCAGGAGUUCACCAUGGACGACCUGCGCGAGUCCAUCCAUCUGACCAACAACUCGGUGCAGAAGCGGUACAAGAACAAGACCAACCGGGACUCGCGGCUGCCCAAGAACAACAUGUGGUCGCUGGACCAGUUCAAGAGCUAUCUGCGCCAAAUGGGCGCUCCUGAUGGGACGUGGUCGAAGACCUACAACGGAUUCAAGCAGAACCUGGUGGCCGUGGUGAUGGCCAGUCUGGAUGAGACGGAACUGUUGCAGAACGCCUUCGAGCUGUACGGCUGUGAUUUUAUGCUCGACGAGCACUACAACCCCAUACUGAUCGAGAUCAACUCGACGCCGGAUCUCUCGCCAUCCACCGAGAUCACGGCCAGGAUCUGUCCGAUGGUCCUCAAGGACUGCAUCCGAGUGGUGGUGGAUCUGCCGAAGAACCCCACCGCCGCCACUGGACUCUUCGAGCUGGCCUUCGAGGUUAACUACAGCAUUAACAAGGGAGCCGAUGGCAAGCCAUUGGAACUAAAUGGCAAGCAGAUGACCCUUUUCGAGAACAUGCCCAGGAUGCGAAACAGCCCCAGGACGCGGCUCCUGCGCAAGAUUCUGAACAACGUGAAGACUACCAGCAGAAAGGUGGAAAAGGUCAAGGAAGCUCAAGCUAAAAAUGUUAAGGCUGCCACUGUGAAGAUCUCAAAAAAGAAAAAAAUGGCUGCCUCAGUUGGAAGUUCAAGCACAUCUUCGGUUCAGCCAUCAUCGCAGAACUUGGAUCCCAAGGUCAUUCUGAAUCCGACAACUCGUGAGAACCUGGCCCUCCAAUAUACCGCCCCAAAGUGAAGCUACAGAAUUUACAGAAAGUUUUAGUAGUACAUAUGUGUAAGGAAAUACAAAUAAAACAAAAGAACAGACUGAUCCUUAAAACUCUGCCUGAAAAUAUGAAAAAAUCUUGUAUGUGCUCCCUCCAUGCGGCAAUGGUCCCGAACAAUAUCCCAACCGGUAGUGGAAAUUGAUAACAUUUACACACAGUAUCAUCAAUCCCAAAUCUAUUUGAGUUUAUUCAAUAGCUAACACAUUUACUAGAACAGAAUACAAUAACAUCCGCAAGUUUAUAUAACGAUUUUUCCAAUAAACU